GUAGUGCUGGCCACCUCGCUUUCCUUUGUGUCUGUUCCUACUACCGAGGCGAGAGGAGCGGGGGAACCUGCCGCCCGUGCUGCCGCUGACCAUGCCCAGCUCGCUGUUCGCCGACAUGGAGAGGAACGGCAGCGGAGGAGGAGGAGGCGUCGAGACUCUGGAUGACCAGCGAGCCCUCCAGAUCGCGCUCGACCAGCUGUCCCUGCUGGGGCUGGACAACGACGAGAACUCCAUGUACGACAAUGAGCCCCGGAAAAAGAGCGUCAACAUGACCGAGUGCGUGCCGGUGCCCAGCUCCGAGCAUGUGGCCGAGAUCGUCGGUAGGCAAGGUUGUAAAAUCAAAGCUCUGCGGGCGAAGACCAACACCUACAUCAAGACCCCGGUCCGUGGGGAGGAGCCUGUCUUUGUUGUGACUGGGAGAAAGGAGGAUGUAGCCAUGGCCAGGAGAGAGAUCAUCUCAGCAGCAGAGCACUUUUCAAUGAUCCGAGCCUCUCGCAAUAAGAACGCGUUGAAUGGCCAGGGGUCGUCCGUGCCUGGACCUCCAAACCUCCCCGGGCAGACCACCAUCCAGGUGCGGGUUCCUUACAGGGUGGUGGGGCUGGUAGUAGGACCUAAAGGGGCCACCAUCAAACGGAUCCAGCAGCAGACCCACACGUACAUCGUCACCCCCAGCAGGGACAAAGAGCCGGUGUUUGAGGUCACUGGCAUGCCGGAGAAUGUCGAUCGCGCCCGGGAGGAGAUCGAGGCGCACAUCGCUGUACGUACCGGAGGGCUCAUAGAGCUGACCGACGAGAAUGACUUUCACGCAAAUGGGACUGAUGUUGGCUUUGAUUUACAUGGCAUGGGGAGCCUGUGGAGCAAGCCUACCCCGGGCGUCAACUCCAGCACGGGGUCACGCAAGGCUUUCUCUAAUUACCGCAACGACAGCUCCAGCUCUCUGGGCAGUGCCUCCACUGACUCUUACUUUGGGGGCACCAACGGCACAAGGCUGGCAGACUACAGCCCGCCCAGCCCUGCCCUCAGUUUUACCAACAAUGGCAACAAUAACAAUAACGUGAAUGGCAAUGGAUACAUAUACGCCAGUGAGACCAUCUCUCCCGACUCCACUGAGCUGGCUUUUGACUCCCCUUUUGACCCUGCCCCUGCCCCACCUGGCACUGCUUUGCUCUGGUCCCAGUUUGAACGCAAUGGCACGACAAGUGCCUACCAAAACAAUGCCAACGGGCUGCUUUCUAACCACCGGCGACUCAAUGGGGUGGGCUGCACCGCUCCCCCCAGGCUCUCUCCUCCCUUGCAUGGAAGCAGUGUGGUCCCAGAGCAUCCCUUAGCGCGUAGAGUGCGCAGUGACCCCGGCGGUGGCCUGAGCUACUCCUCCUACACCAACAUUGGCUCCGACUCCUCCUCUUCUUCCUCGUCCUCCAGUAGCAGCUCUUCCUCUUCCAGCUCGUCUUCCUCUUCGUCAGGUAUGAGGAGGAAAGGCAGCCGCGAUUGUUCCAUCUGCUUUGAGAGCGAGGUGAUCGCUGCCUUGGUACCAUGUGGCCACAACUUGUUUUGCAUGGAGUGUGCCAACCGCAUCUGCGAGAAGAAUGAACCACAAUGCCCAGUGUGUCACACAGAAGUCACUCAGGCCAUUCGCAUUUUCUCCUAGAACAAAACACUCAAGCCUUCUUUAUUCAGUACUAUGAAAAGAAACAUAUAUGCCCUAUAGCUACAUUCCCA
This is a messenger RNA of Nanorana parkeri, 1719 nucleotides long. RefSeq names its product mex-3 RNA binding family member B (gene MEX3B). The transcript is spliced from 2 exons. Gene Ontology annotation, molecular function: RNA binding. The coding region runs from base 92 to 1648 and encodes 518 amino acids. NCBI's taxonomy places the organism in Eukaryota, Metazoa, Chordata, Amphibia, Anura, Dicroglossidae. The record is from RefSeq and is a predicted model, not a curated record.